Molecule: messenger RNA, 4329 nt
Organism: Leptopilina boulardi
Lineage: Eukaryota; Metazoa; Arthropoda; Insecta; Hymenoptera; Figitidae
Gene: Gyg
Product: nucleolar and coiled-body phosphoprotein 1
Exons: 10
Coding region: 377-3952 (1191 amino acids)
Cellular component (GO): cytoplasm
Molecular function (GO): glycosyltransferase activity
Source: RefSeq, a predicted model, not a curated record
GUUAGGUUUAAACGCACUGGACAUGCCGAUUAUAAAAUCAAUUUAACAAGAAUUAUAUAUAUUUAAAUAUUUUGUAAAAAAAAAAAAGAAGCAUUAACUACAUUUUUCAGAGAGAAUGUUUAUAAUAUUAAAUUUUAUUAUCUCCAUUGGUCACACGUAUUUCGAAAUGGUUCAGAGCAAAGCUAAAAUUGUAACGAAGUGGGGAAUAAAAUGAGAAGUAAUAUCACUUCCUGUACAUGUUAAAGUAGACGUUAUUCGUCUGCACUAAGUCUGCAAUCCGCAUUAGUCUGUUCGGGAUUGUCGAGUUGGUGGGUGUGUGCGUUCCAUUCAUAUAAGAUAUCUUAGAGAAAUUUAAAUCAAGUUUUCCAAAUCAGCCAUGGGUGGCUUUGCGUGGGUUACGUUAGCCACAAAUGAUUCGUAUUCAUUGGGAGCAUUGGUCUUGGCUCAUUCUUUAAAACGAGCUGGCACACAACAUGAUCUUGUUGCACUGAUAACGCCGGGUGUAACAAAUGUAAUGAGAGAAAAAUUAGCAGCAGUAUUUUCAUUAGUCCAGGAAGUUAAUAUUCUUGAUUCGAAAGAUGAAUCGAAUCUUCGACUUUUAGCCAGGCCAGAAUUGGGUAUCACCUUCACUAAAUUGCAUUGUUGGAGGCUGACACAAUAUGAAAAAUGUGUAUUCGUCGAUGCUGAUGCUCUCGUAAUUAGAAAUUGUGACGAAUUAUUUGAUCGGGAAGAAUUGUCAGCGGCUCCGGAUGUUGGAUGGCCAGAUUGCUUUAAUUCUGGUGUAUUUGUAUUUAAACCUUCUCAACAAACUUAUGAUUCUUUGAUUGCUUUUGCGACAGCGCAAGGAUCCUUUGAUGGAGGCGAUCAGGGUCUUUUGAAUAUGUUUUUUAGUGAUUGGUCACAAAAAGAUAUAUCCAAACAUCUUCCCUUUAUUUACAACAUGUGUUCCAGUGCUACGUACUCCUAUCUUCCUGCUUUCAAACAAUUUGGAAAUGAGGUCAGGAUUAUUCACUUUAUUGGUUCUACAAAACCAUGGCUACAGUACUUCGAUACUCUCACUGGAAUUGUACAACCGCCAUUGGAUUCAAAUCAUAUUCAGCCACUUUUACAGAUUUGGUGGAACAUCUUCUGUGAUAAUGUGCAUCCUCAACUUAAUCCUGAUAUGGCCACCAGCACUUUGGCUUCAUCCUGGCACAAUGUUCCCUCUUAUUCUCCAAUCUCCACACAAAAUCGUAUUACAUUCCAAAAUUUGACAAAUGAGACGGUUAAUGAUUUAAAUUUCAACAAGCCUGAUUUUUCUGACUUUAAAGAUCCCUGGGACAAUUAUCUACCUCAUUUAGAUCCAUUUUUACAAAUUCCUCAGCAAGUGACACAAGAAAUUUCAAAAGACUCGGGACAAUUAUUGCAAAGGCCGGAUAAUGUUAAUAAAAUAGAUAAUCGUAUUUUUAAUGAACAUAUAGAAAAUAAUCAAGAAGAAUACAACAGGUCGCAAGAAAUUUGUCAAGGGAAUAAUUAUCAAGAGAAUUAUCAACACAAUAAUUAUCAAGAGAAUAAUUAUAAACAGAAUAAUUGUCAAGAUAAUUAUUACCAACAAAAUAAUUAUCAAGAUAAUAAUUAUCAGCAGAAUAAUUAUCAAGAGAGUAGUUGUCAAUCUACAACAAAUUAUUAUCAUUCUAGUCAUGAACAAUCAUCAUCAUCAGAGGAAUAUCAUUCUAGCCAAAAAUUAUCAUCACAUCUAGAAGAAUUGUGUUGGCAACAUCAAGAAGUUCAAACACAUCAAGAAAACAAAAUUUCUAGUGAAUUUCAUAAUCAUCAUCAUAAUCAUCAUCAAUUUCAAGAACAGCGGCAAUCGUGUAAUGACGAGAGUUUUAUCGAAUCUCAAAAAAAUAUGUCUAGAGAAAUUUUCGAAACCGGUGAAAAAUUAGCUUUAAAAGACAAUUUAAAAAUUGACGAACAGACUGACAAUCACACAAUAUCCUCUCAUCCUCUUAAUAUCCGAGUAAUUCCUAAAAAAGUAGCAUCACAAUCUGAACUGUGCAAAAUAGAAGAACACUUAGAGAGUAAAGAUACUGGAUUAGCUGGGGCAUUGGCGCAAUUAACAUUAGGUGAAGCAAGAAGUAAUGAACAAGUUGCAUUCGAGGAGCAUAUGAGAAAACAGAGUUGGGAACAAGGACAAAUCGAUUAUUUGGGUCGUGAUAGUUUUGAUAAUAUUUGGAAGAAAAUUUCCGAGACACUAGCUUCACAUCCAGAACGUGAAAUAUCUCCUCCAUUGGAUCAACUAGAAAUGAAAAAGGAUAUUGCCGAAUCUCCUGUCAUUGUUAAAUCUGAAGAAGAAGAAGAAGAAGAAGUAGAAAAACCUGCAACAAAUGAAACUACAGACCAGAAAGAGCCUUCUGCCAUAUCCGCACCGAUUACCACAGAUAUUCAAGGAUCAGUUACAGUUGUUGUUUCGCAAAUAAUUGAAGAACCUGUCGCCGAGAAGGAAAAGGAUUCUGGAUCAACAAUUUUGGAACAAGUUCAACAAAUUCCAAUUUCUCAAGAUAUUCCCGUUUCUGAAGCAAUUUCAGUGGCCGAAUCUGUUUCACAAAGUUCAAGUCUUCCUACGGCAAUUCCAGUGGUUCCACUUUUGGAGACUUCGAUUAUUCCAUCGGAAGUUCCGGAAUCAGUUGUGAUUUCUGAACAACAACUUGGAGAAUUUGCUAUUCCUCAGGAAACAAUUUCGAAGGAACCUGUUGUUUGCCAAAUUCCCAAUCUUCAACCAAUACUACCUCCAGAAACGUCCACCUUACAAGAGAGUCAAAUUCAAGAAACUUCCGUUCAAGAAAAACCGGUUCCAAUACAAGUAGCGGAAUCAGUUUUACAAGCCGAGCCAAAAGAAUCCGUUUCUCAAGUUACUUCACCAGUGGGUGAGGAAGCAAUUUCCUCGAUUGUCUCCGUCGUUCAAGAAUCUGCUCUAGCCAUUUCGGAAGCUUUAAUUAGUCCCCCAACUUCGGAUGUUGCUCCAAAACUUGAAAAUGGUUGUGCAGAUCAUUCAACUGAAAUUUUAACUCCCCAAAUUCCUGCUGCGAUUGUUCCACCAGAACCUUUAAUCACUCAAGCCGAGGUGCCAAUUCAACAUGAAAUCAAAGAAGCAGAUGUCAAAAAAGAAGAAGAAGUAGUUGUGUCGCAACCAAAAGAAGCGACAGAGACGAAGGAAAAAUCAGAAUCAAAAUCGGUAACACAACAAGAAGAGAAAAAAGAAACCGAACCCUCGGAAGCAAAGGAAUCACAAGAAGUUGUAAAACCCAAAGAAACAAAACUUGAACGUCGAAAAUCAAGUUCCAUGGAGAAACCUCUAUUACCAUCAUGUGAGCCAAAAUUGACGGUACAAAUUCCUCAGAGCAAGCCAAGUGAAAUUUCAGGUCUUGUUCAAAAACCACGUGAAGAGAGAAAAAAAUCAUUAUCCUCAUCAAGUUCCACGGAAAAAUCCAGUGAAACUGAAACACAACAAGAACGUCGUCCAAUGAGAUCAAAAGAGAUGAAAGUUCCUCCCACACCAACAGUCACUGAAGCAACACCACCCACAAGUCCACCAAUAAAUCCCGAACUCGUCGAGGGUGGAACAAAAGUAACAACAAAAAAAGUUGUCAAAAAAAUUGUCAAAAAACAAUCCACAGAAGAAUCUGAAGACGCUGCCGAGGGUUCAGAAUCAUCGACCGGCAAAAAAGUGACAAAAAAAGUUGUUAAGAAAGUAGUGAAAAAGAAAGAAUCCUCAGAAGGUGGUGAAGGUUCAACAGAAAAGGGGAAAAAAAUUGUGAAAAAAGGAACACAACUUGAGACUGAUAAAUCUGUACCAGAAACACCUCCUCCGGCUAGUUCCGAAGCUCCUGUACCACCAAAGAGAAAAGUAAAAUCAAGUACAACGACAACAACAAAAGGAACAACGAGUAAAAAAUCUGACACGGAACUGUGAUAAUCGAGAAAACAAAAUAUAUUAAUACUUUGACAAUAAUACAAAUUAACAGCACAUUAAUUAAAAAAAAAAAAAAAAAAAAGAAAGAUGUCUAGAAAAAGCAUUGUGUGUGAAAAUUGAAGGAUAUGAACUAGUUGGAUAGAUUUUUUUUAUAAUUUAAUUAAUAAUGCACCUUAUCGUUCAAUAUUUGACACAAUGCUGUGAUUUUUUAGAACAGUCCAAGAGUCAUAAACGUAUCAUUUAAUUAUUAUUUAUAAAAAAAAAUCAUACCAUGUGUUUUUUUCUAUUGCAUAUUAUUUGUACUGAUCAUAGUUUAGUAUUUGCUUCUUUUGUUUUUUAUAAUAUGAAUUUUAAUAUAUAUAUAUUAAUUCUUUGAA